AUGUUCGGCAAGGUGUCUGCACCUCACAAAUUGAUCCGCUUGAUAUCUUCUGCAACACAUGCAGUUCCCAAACUGGCAGAUGUUUUGAUAGUCGGCGGUGGUCCCGCUGGUUUGACAUUGGCUGCGGCAAUCAAAUCAUCACCUAAACUGAACCAAUUGUCCACUGUACUUGUAGAUGCAAGCGAUUUGAAGGGCAAAGUUGCUUCAUUCUACAAUUCACCUCCAGAUAAUUAUACGAAUCGUGUAAUUAGCUUAACACCACCAUCUAGAAGGUUCCUGGAGGAAAGAGCUGGUGUAAGCUUAAUGAAUGACAGGAUACAAGUUUAUGAUGGUUUAUAUGUGACCGAGGGAUGUUCUGAUGCAACUUUAGAUAUGGAAAAAGAUUCAAUGGCUUGUAUGAUUGAAAUUUUAAACGUUCAGUCGUCAUUGCUUAAAAGACUUGAUCAACUUUCACCAGAUCCUAACACCUUCAAAAUCAUUGACAAUACGAAAGUUUCCGGAAUUGAGCUUAACGAUCCCUAUGACGCCAAAUCCUGGCCAUUAGUAACGCUGGAUAACGGAGAGGUUUAUAAAACGAGAUUACUUGUAGGGGCAGAUGGCUUUAACUCCCCUGUAAGGAAGUUCUCUAGAAUUCCGUCUCGAGGCUGGUCUUACAAUGCGUUUGGCGUUGUUGCAACUAUGAAACUAGAAUAUCCUCCAUAUAAGAUCAGGGGCUGGCAAAGAUUUCUUCCUACAGGACCUAUCGCUCAUUUACCAUUACCGGGUGAGAAUGCUACGCUUGUUUGGAGUUGCACUGAGCGCUUAUCAAAACUCCUGACGUCCAUCACUCCAGAACAAUUUACAGCCCUAAUCAAUGCUGCCUUUGUUUUAGAGGAUGCUGAUAUGAAAUUUUAUUACAAGCAGUUAGAAGAUAAAACAAUCUCAACGAAGGAGCUAAGUGAAGAUAUCAAUUUCAGAAUAGAGCAAGUUUUCAGUUCUUCUGAAGACGAAAACAUGAUAGAUGAAAAGUAUCCCCCCAAAGUUCAGGGCAUUUUGCCAGACACGAGAGCCCGUUUCCCGUUAAAACUGUCACACGCAGAUACUUAUUGUUCCGAAAGAAUCGCGUUAGUUGGAGAUGCUGCACAUACUACUCAUCCAUUGGCUGGACAAGGACUGAACAUGGGGCAGGGAGACGUUGAGGCUUUAGUUGAUGCUUUGGAAAUAGCUGUUUCUAGAGGAUCUGACAUCGGGUCUUUACUAAGUCUGCAGUCAUUCUGGGCUGAUCGCUAUCCUAUUAAUAAUUUGCUCUUAGGCAUGGUUGACAAGUUGAAUAAAAUUUAUGGCACGGACUAUGCCCCUAUCGUAGCGUUGAGAUCUUUCGGUAUUAACGUUAUCAAUAACGUUCCACCGCUUAAGAAUUUAAUUAGGGAUACACUUGGAGAAUCAGGGAGAUAG
Messenger RNA from Zygotorulaspora mrakii, 1434 nucleotides. RefSeq names its product putative N,N-dimethylaniline monooxygenase COQ6 (gene COQ6). Gene Ontology annotation, biological process: ubiquinone biosynthetic process. Gene Ontology annotation, molecular function: oxidoreductase activity, acting on paired donors, with incorporation or reduction of molecular oxygen, NAD(P)H as one donor, and incorporation of one atom of oxygen; FAD binding; 2-octaprenyl-6-methoxyphenol hydroxylase activity. Bases 1 to 1434 code for a protein of 477 amino acids. The transcript has a single exon. The record is from RefSeq and is a predicted model, not a curated record. Gene Ontology annotation, cellular component: mitochondrion. NCBI's taxonomy places the organism in Eukaryota, Fungi, Ascomycota, Saccharomycetes, Saccharomycetales, Saccharomycetaceae.